This is a messenger RNA of Hemibagrus wyckioides, 1286 nucleotides long. RefSeq names its product Ras association domain family member 2b (gene rassf2b). Gene Ontology annotation, cellular component: cytoplasm; nucleus. The record is from RefSeq and is a predicted model, not a curated record. Gene Ontology annotation, biological process: positive regulation of JNK cascade; positive regulation of protein kinase activity; regulation of non-canonical NF-kappaB signal transduction. Bases 177 to 1154 code for a protein of 325 amino acids. Lineage: Eukaryota; Metazoa; Chordata; Actinopteri; Siluriformes; Bagridae. The transcript has 10 exons.
UUAGGGAGGAGCUCGGGUUUCUUUAGUGUUUCACCAUACACAACUUGCCUUCCUGAUAGAUUCAGACUUCACAAGGGUCUGUUAUACCUGAUACACACACACACACACACACAACAUCUAUUUCUCCUCUUUCUUAAGGUGCCGGGCUUCCUACACAGUCCAUCUGUUUUGUCCUUAUGGCGCUUGUGGAUUCCGUGCAGAUUGGAGAAAACAAAUUCAUCAGCAAGACUGACUUACUGUCACAUCUCAAAACCUACAACCUUUAUUUUGAGGAAACAUCGCUCCACCUGCGGCACAGAGAGGAAGAAGGAGAGCUGAUCAUUGAAGGUUUGCUUAACAUAUUUUGGGGGCUGCGGCGACCAAUCAGAUUUCAGAUGCAAGAUGGCAAAGAGCCAAUCGACUCUCCUCGUUUUCUUGCAUCCUUGAGCCGCUCUAGAACUGACGGCAACAAAGCAGAGGCAAAAAAACAGCACAACUUACAGGCUCCGCCCACAAUUCAGCUCACAGAGCCUGAGGAUGAAUCAAAUGAGAGGUGUAAUGAAGCUGCAGGAGAGAGAGGUGAAGGGGAGGACACAGCCCUGCAGAGAACCAGGAGCUGUGUGAGUGGCCGGAGUCUGGGUGGGCGGAGUCUGGGUGUGAGGGUAGAUGACAGCAACCAGCGGAAAAUCAAAAGACACCGAUGUUCCUUCAACGGUCAUUUCUAUAACCGCACGACUGCAGUUUUCACCCCAGCAUUCGGUUCAGUCACUAACGUCCGCAUCAACAGCUCCAUGACGACGUCGCAGGUCCUCCGUGUGGUGCUGAACAAGUUCAAGAUCGAGAACAGUCCCGACGAGUUCGCCCUCUUCUUCUUACACACCAGCGGAGAGCGUGUGCAGCUGAAAAAGAACGAUCAUCCGCUGACCAUCCGUAUCCUACGUGGCCCGUGUGAACAGAUCAGUAAAAUCUUUCUCAUGGAGCCAGACCAGGUGGAGGAGGUCACCUAUGAUGUAGCGCAGUAUAUCAAACUGGAGAUGCCUGUGCUACAGAGCUUCAUUGUCAAACUGAAGGAGGAAGAGAACAGAGAGAUGGAGAAGCUCAAGCAGAAGUACCGUGAAAUGCAGCGUCUGAUUCACAUGCACAUGCAACGUUUGUCCGAGAAAGCUUUUAGUUAGUAGAUGUUUCCCUCUCUCUCUCUCUCUCUCUCUCUCUCUCUCUCUCAGGGUUUUAAUAUUUUAAUACCACUCCAAGAAAUAAUAACUGCUCACCAAAACAUUGUUCAAAUAAAAUGCAAUGCAACAACCUAA